AUGAGUUUGAACUACAAUGACGUGUUGAAUGUUCUAGCUGUUGCCAAUGAGUCUGAGAGAAACGGGAAACAACAGGAAGCCGAGUCACAGUUGAAAUCUUGGGAGAUCCAACCCGGGUAUCAUUACAUUUUGCAGGAUAUUUACUUGAAUACAGAGCUUCCUUUGCAAAUGAGAUGGUUGGCAAUUAUUUGUUUUAAAAAUGGUAUUGAGAAAUACUGGAGGGCAUCCCGUCAAAACUCGAUUAAAAAAGAAGAAAAAGAGCAAAUCAAAAGUCGAUUAUUUCAAUUAUUAAGUGAAAAGAAUAACCAAUUGACAAUUCAGAACGCUCAUUCAGUGGCACGAAUUGUCAGGUUUGACUUCCCCGGUGAUUGGCCUACAUUAUUUGAUGAAAUUUCUAAUAAUUUAGAAGAUUUUGUAUUCAAUAAAAACGAUUUGAUUGCAACUAAUAAUUUACUUAUAAUCCUUAACCAGAUAAUCAAAGCUGUUGCAGUGGUAAGAAUUGGUAGAGCAAGACAUGCAAUGCAAAGUAAGGCACCAAUUUUAGUACCUGUUUUGUUCAAACUUUACUCUAAGUUUUUCCAAAUUUGGACAAGCUCAUUAGACUUAACCAUUAUGGAAAUUUGUUACUUAUGUUUGAAAAACUUGAGAAGGAUUAUCCCUGAGGGCUUUGAACAACCUCAUAAAAACCACGAUAUUGUUGAAUUUCUCAAGGUGAGUGUCAGCCAUUUACAAGGUCUUGUUAUGGAGCAUGAAAAAUACUCAUCUGAUCUUUUGGAAAGAUAUGUGAAAAGUUAUAGUAAACUUUAUGUGAAUUUGAUUAAUUCAAAUCCAACAAGUUUCAUAUUAUUACCAUGUUCUCAAGAUAUUAUGACUACAUUCUUGACUUUACUCGAGCAAAAAGCAGAGGUCAUUUAUGAAAGUACUGAGGAUAAUGAUUUUUGGGAAGUAUUAGCGAUCAAAGGGUUAAUCAUCUUGAAAAGAUUAAUGACUUACAUUUACAAAAAAGGUGCAAUCACUUUGAAGCAAAGAAACGAUAGAGAAGAAGUAACUCAUGCAAUCACAAAACUUUCAAAAGAAUUUUUUACUCCUCAAGUCGUGCAACAUUUAUGUGACUUGAUCAUCAAUUGGUAUCUCCGUUUACGUCCAUCUGAUUUAGAAGGUUGGUUGCUAGAACCAGAAGAAUGGUGUAAUGAAGAAUUAUCAACUAGUUGGGAAUAUCAGGUCAGACCUUGUGCAGAAAAUUUUUACCAAGAUUUGAUACGAUUUUUCAAGGAUGAAUUAUCUGAUUUCAUAUUGAACAAAAUUUCAAAUGGAAUUAGUAACUCAAUGGAUAUUUUGGUGAAAGAUGCUACCUUGUGUACGUUCCAAUUAUCCGCUACUUCAAUUUCAAAUAAUGUGAACUUUGGUAGAUUAUUGUCUGAAGUUUUCAUUCCUGAAGGCUUGAAAAAUGAUUCACCUGAAAAUAAAAUUAUUAAAAGGAGAAUUUGUUUAAUUAUAAAUGAAUGGGUUCCUGUUGAUUGUUCUAGAGAGAGUCGGGUGGAUAUUUAUAAACUUUUAAUCAACUUUCUUCAACCAGAUAAUAAGGUUAAUGAUAAAGUUGUUAAACUUACUUCUAUUCAAACAUUGAGAAAUGUUGUUCAGGAUUGGGAUUUCAACAAACAAGAUUUCCAACCUUUUUUAAAAGAAUUCGUUUCACUAUCACUUAAUUUAUUAUCACAGAUGAGUUUCACUGAAUCAAAAUUAUAUGUUUUGGAUACCUUAGCAACAUUGAUCGAGAAAUGUAAUCCCUUGAUCGACUACCAAACUUUAAUGAGUAUUCUAUCUAUCAUUCCUGGUCACUGGGAUGAAACCAAUGUUAAUAACGAAGAAGCUAUUUUGAGAGCUUCUCUCUUGAGAAUCUUAAAGAACUUGGUGGUGGCGCUUAAUGAAAAUUCUCCAGAAACGCACGUCAUUACUCUUCCUCUUGUUAAAAAUUGUGUUAGCUCAAAUAGUGAUCUUUAUACCCUUUUAUCAGAAGAUGGUUGUGAUUUAUGGUUAUCGAUCCUUCAGUAUCUUCCAAUGAAUCAAGCAGCUUCUGCUUCUGCUAAUGAGCUAAUGAGCUUAUUUGAUCUUGUGCAUUAUUGUUUAGUUAAUUCUACUGAAAUAUUACCCACUAUUUUGUCAAUAGUAAGAAGCUAUGCCUUAAUAAAUCCUAAUUUAUUCAACGAAAAUGCAGGUUUGGAAAUGUUAAGAACCUUAUCGGGGUACAUUUCAAGCAUGAGGGAUGAUUCUUUUGCUAUUUUCAUUGCAUUAAUGGACAUCCUAUUCCUUGCAAAAGCAGAUGAUGAAGCAUUUGUCACCAAUUUGAUUAAUAGUGGGUUAUUCAGUGAAAUGGUGAACUUUGUACUCGAUGAAAACCAAAGCAUUGUCACUGCUAACAAGAUUCUUUUAAUAUUGUCGAGGUUGGCGUACAAAUCAAGUGAAAUGUUUUUGAAAAUGUUAUCCCAUUUAUCUAUUGAUACCAAUAAAUUCUUCGACAUUUGGCUAAGAUACUACAACAACAAUGGAAAUCCACGAAACAAGAAAAUCAAUAUUAUGGCCUUAUUGGCAAUAGCUGCAUACGGGGUCCCAUUGAAUUUUUCACCUCUUCCAGCCAAAUUCUCCGAGAUAUUGAAACUGUCCUUCAUGUUUUUGGAAGAAGUACAAGAAAAUUCAGAUGGUUUCUGUUCCCUGUACAGCCAAAAUUUAGUUUAUGAAGAUAUUGAUGACUACCAAUACUUAGAUCAGGACAUAAAGCCCCAUGGCGAAAAGAUAAGAUACCAAUCAUUACUAGAAAGUAAUGAUCCUCUUUAUAAAGUGAAUCUACAAGAAUUUGUCAAGCAGGUCUCUUUAAAACUUAAACAAGACUUGUCAGACUCAGAUUUCGCUUCGUUGAUGUCCAUGAAUGAUCAAUACACUUCUGAAUGCUUACAAAAACUAGCCUAA
This is a messenger RNA of Hyphopichia burtonii NRRL Y-1933, 2964 nucleotides long. It is a transcript of the gene KAP120, whose product is annotated as Kap120p. The record is from RefSeq and is a predicted model, not a curated record. Bases 1 to 2964 code for a protein of 987 amino acids. Gene Ontology annotation, cellular component: nuclear envelope; cytosol. The transcript has a single exon. Gene Ontology annotation, molecular function: small GTPase binding. Gene Ontology annotation, biological process: protein import into nucleus. Lineage: Eukaryota; Fungi; Ascomycota; Pichiomycetes; Serinales; Debaryomycetaceae.